CGCAGGGCUUGUCAGGACCUGGCCCACCUGUCCUAAGGAAUCUGGUCUUUUUUGCAGAUCUGCUGGUGCGCAUGGAUCACAGCAACAAGGGGACGGAUGAAGCCUGGCGAUCUGCUCUGCAUGGCAGCACAAGUGCAAACUGAGCCGGGUUCUGUGCGGGACAUCAUGUAGGAAGGGCUGCUGCUGCAGAUCAGUACUUUUUUUUUUUUUUCUCAGCUGAGGAAAUGGCUUCGCCAAAGCCAGCGCAGAUGGAACAUGAAGAGUUCUUGACGGACCUGGACCGGAUGACCAAGCGGCUUCAGGAGGACGGCUUGCCUCCACAGGCCGGCGCGGAGGAGCGGCAGCGGCAUUUAUGGCAGCAGCUGCUCAGCACCGAGGCGACGCUUCAGUCGGUCUCAGAGGAGCUGCAGACGUUACGUACGCAGCAGGCCAAUGAAAUGAAGGAGGUGGAGAGCUAUGUGGCACACAUCCGGGCGCUGUUGGAAGAGCGAGAGUGUCUGACUGCGGAGUACGAGAAAGACAACGAGGACCUGCGCCACGAGCUCCACCAAAUCAAACAUCAGCAAGAGAUCCAGAGCAAGGAGAUGGCGGAGAUGUUGUCGCAGGAAGAUCUGGGGGAGAUAGGUUUGAGCAGCCCCAGUGAGCAGGUGGCCUACCUGCUGGUGGAAAGGGCCACCCUGCUGGAAAGGCUGGAGGCCGCCGAGGGGAAACUGGAAAGUCAUCCCCUCGUCGUUCACACCAACAAUGGCGACCAUCAGGAGCAGAUCCAAAUAGUGGGAGAGAACCUCAGGCAGCAGAGGGAGGAUAUGCACAAGACCAUAGACCACAUGGCAAAGCAGUCUUCAUCCCAGAGUCCGUGGAAGAAGCUGUUUGGCCUGCGCAGGUCUGCUCAGAGCAAACACGCUUUGAGCCCUGCCCACAGCGAGAUCUCCAGGGAGCGGACGGAGCGGCAGCGGCUAGAGCGGGACCUGGAAGAGGCGUCCAGGAGGCUGGCGAUGGCCCAUCAAGACAUUCGCAGACUCAACAAUGAGCUCGAUGCAGCCAAGAACGACAACCAAGACCCGUGUGAUAUGAUGAAGCUGCAGCGAGCCAAAGAGCAAAAUGACAGACUGGAUGAAGAGAACAUGGCUCUCAGGGAAAGAGUACGCGUCAUAGAGUCUGAGAAGAAAAGUCUUAUGGAUCAGGUGGCAAAAUCUAAUGCAACCAAAGAAGACUUAAAGAUCAAGAGCAGCGAAUCAGAAAACCGUGUCUCUGCUGUGUCAGCUCAAGAAAAGGAUCAGGUUCAUAAACGUUGUCAGGAAGCGGUGGAGGACGGACUGGUGCAGGUAAGAGAGCUGCAACGGCAACUCCAGAGGCUCCGCAAGGAGCAGGAGGAGCUGGAGGAGAGGAACGAGGAGCUGGAGGCCCUGUUGGGGGAGGCCCAGAACGCCAGCAAGGAGGAGAGGCAUCGCCAUGAGGGAGAAGUGGAGGGGCUGCACAGAAGGAUUAAAAGCCUGGAGGCAGAGCUGAAAAAGCAGGAAGAGAAACUGAAAAACGGCGAGGAGGGGAAGGCCACCGAGUCCUACCUACACGCCCACCUGAGGGACAGCUCCCAGGAGAGAAUGGCCCUGCUGGAGGCCCGUCUGACUGAGGAGAAGGAGUGGAGGAAACAGCUGGAGUUGGAUCUCACAGCUGCUCAGGCUGCCCUCAAGAAAGAUAAAGAGGCUUUGCAGAUAGGCGAGCGAGAGCUGAAGAAGCUGAGACUGGAGGUGGGUGGUCUUCGGACCGAAUGCCAACAGGGGAAAACCCUCAUCAAAAGUCUGACCCAGGUCAAGGGAGAGAAGGCAGUCCUAGAAGAAAAGGUGGCCCAGAUGGAGCGUGCUUACAGCCGACUCCAGAGUGAGCUGGAGCACAAGGAUGGUGACCAGACUCUGGGGAAAAUGAUGGAAAACAGGCUUCAGGCUGAUCAAACACAGCAGCGCGUCGACAGCCUUAACGUCGAACUCGGCCGCCUGCAGUCUUCACACGACGCGCUGAGGGAGGAGAUGGCCUCUGAGCGACAGAAGGCUGCUGAGCUCCAGGCCGAGCUGAGCAACGCCGUUCAUCUCAAGCUAGAGGCCGAAGGGAAAAGAGAGAGGCUGGAGCUGGAGGUCCAGCGGCUCACCAAGCAGCUUCAGUGGCAUCAGGAGCAGCUGUCCUCUGCUAGGGAAGCAGUGCGUUGCAGCCAGAAGGCUGAACUCCACACAGCUAAUACAGGAUUUAGGCCCGAAUCAGUGGAGAAAGCGAGGGUUGAAGGUUUGGAUCAGCUUUCCUCUUUGAAGAAGGAGAUAAAUGUUCUGGAGGAUAAGUUGGAGGAGGAGCGGCAGCUAGCCUCUCAGCACCAGAUGGCGCUUCAGGCUCAGAUUAAUGAAGCCCAAGCACAUAUUAAGUCCCAGGAUUCAGUGCUGAGCCAGAAGGCAGAGGAGGCUAAACAGAUGAAGCAGGACGUGCAGAGGGCCCAGAGCCUGUUCACCUCGGCUGAGAAGGAGCUGCGCUACGAGAAGGAGAAGAGCAUGGAUCUGAAGAGACACAACACUCUGCUGGAGCAGGAAAAACUCAAACUCGGUGCCGAGCUUAAGCAGGCCCAGUCCAAGCUGGUCCAGCUGGAGCAGAAGCUCCAGACCCAAGAUGGCGAGUGUGAACGUCAGCAGCAGAAAGUGCGGGAGCUAGAGCUGCAGCUGAUACGCAGCAGCACAGCCGGCAGCACCACGGCGAGUCUGCAGGAGGAGCUGCAGGCCGAGCGGGCGCGGCUCAUUGCCGCCGACAAGAAGGUGUUGGAGCUCCAGCAGCAGCUAAAGAACGCCCAGCACCAGCUACGCGUUGAGGAGGCUCGGGCCGGCGAGAGCAGCCGCCUGGAGAGGGACAGCAGGGAUCUGUCUGACACCUUGUCGGCCCUGAGAGCCCAGCGGCAGGAGGAGCACAUCACCAGGAAGCUUUUAGAGCAGCGUGAGGAGGAGCUGCAGCAGCAGGUGCGCUCGCUGAGGCUGAAGGAAGCGUCCCUUAACAGGACCAACACAGAGCUCAGCCACCGCGUCCAGCAGCUGGACACCCGGCUGUCCAUCCUGGAGGCUGAGCUCAACAAGACCAAGGAGGAGGCGAAAAGCAGCCAGAAGUCCAGCCUCAAACUGCAGGAGGAGCUGGUGGCCAGUCAGCAGGAGUGUGAAAAGCUGCAGGAGGAGCUGCAGCAGGUUCUCCUCCAGCUAGACGCACGCAUCAGGAAGUACAACGAAAAGCAAAGUCAGCACAAGAGCAAGCUGCGUCAGGCCAAGCAGGUUUUCCUGAAGGCAACGGCACAGAGAGACGCUACCAUCCAGAAGCUGGAGAAUGAUCUGGCGCUGGCCUCCAGUCUCUCCUACAAGGAGAAGGAGCGGAUCAAUGCGGUGACGAUCGAAAACGAGAAGCUGUUGGAGGAGAAGCGGGAACUGUUGCGGCGGAUAAGUGAGGCAGAGGACAUGGGCAGCAAAGGCAUGAGGACUGCCUCCACCGUCCAACACAGGGUUAAUGUCUUAGAAGUGGAAAACAGACGGCUGCAGGAGAGAACCAUGAAGCUCUCCAAUCAAGUUAGCUCCCUGGAGCGUGCUCUGAGGAAUGUCGAGUCAUUCUACGGUCUGGAGAAUGCCAAGAAAAUGUUCCCGUCUGAUGGUUUCACAGAAGGCGCCCUGCAUGCAUCCACUCUCAGUCUGACCUCAGGUGCCUGUGAUCAUGUGGACAUCCUGGACGCACUCUGUCGUGCGAAGGUGUGCAAGCACGUGGUGCUGGAGGGCCCAAGGACUUCAGCCUCCGCUCAGCAGCCAUCUGAGCAGGGGUACCUGAAUCUCACCUCCCCGCUGGUUACUCCAACUUCCACAAGAGAUAUAGAAGAGACCUCUGACGGCAACGACCAGGUUUAGUGCCGUCGCUGCCAGCCCACGUAAGCCCUACGGUCCCCAUGAAAUUCUGCCCACACUGCAGUUUUGACUCAGGGUUGUGUUCGAAAGGCAGAUUCUUCUUUGGCUCGCAAGUACUGUAUUUUGUUCCAUUUUCUUACUGAAAGUUAAUAUUUUUUAACAAAGCCUUUAUUAAUCAAGUAUUUUUUUAUAUGCUCUGUUUUAUAGGACAGCAAUGUUCUGUGAAUAUUAGAAAUUACCUGCUUUAUCUACAAUUGCACCACCUCUAAAAGUUGAACAUGUUCUAUUUGUUUGCCUUUGCACACCAAAGCUUAUGAGCAUCACUGCCAGCUUCCUCUAGUCCAUACAGAAAAAACUGACGGUGUUUGCAACGGAACAUUAUGUAAAAAGACUUCACACCAGUGCUGUAAAUGUGAAAUGCAUUUUUUAUGACAGGUUUGUUUUAUUGAUUAUGUUUGAACUUAAGCACUUUAAGACAUUUUUACACAGAUGUUUACACUUGAGAAGUUGUAGCAAUGGAGUUUUAAAUACUGGGAUAUUCAUUGUUUUUCCUGGUUCCAUUUUGCAGUGUUUUGAUGCCUUACGAUGCCUAAAGUGUUGGUAACUGUUAUACUAAAAAAAAAAAAAGGAAAAAAAAGUCAGUUCAUUGAGUUCUUACCAAUUUACAGAUGUUUAGCCGAUAUAGCUUUCUUAAUGCUGAUAGAUUAUGUGGUACUUUAUGUGUUUUACCCUCUUAGUCUAUUUUAAGUUUCCUCUGGUUGUUCUUAUUUUAGUCCACAUAAAACAAGUUUCCUCCAAGAGGCAGCACAGUGCUCAUCCAUCCAUCCAUCCAUCCACUUUCGAACACGUCUAUCCCUUGUGGGGUCGCAAGGUGUGCUGGUGCCUAUCUCCAGCUGUCAAUGGACAGGUCGCCAGUCUGCACAGUGCUAUUCAAUCCGUUGGAAAACUGCAACCACUUUUAUGUUUUAAAGGAGCAAUAAGUGAAAUUUCAUUCUUUUUGAUAGAAAGAACAAAAAA
Messenger RNA from Fundulus heteroclitus (mummichog), 4922 nucleotides. It is a transcript of the gene ccdc30, whose product is annotated as coiled-coil domain containing 30. The record is from RefSeq and is a predicted model, not a curated record. Lineage: Eukaryota; Metazoa; Chordata; Actinopteri; Cyprinodontiformes; Fundulidae.